GCUUCCACCUACACCACUUUCAGCAAUCUAAUCUCAAAUCAUAUGCGCAUCGAUACAACGAAUGAUGUUUACCUUUCCCCACUAAACCAAUCUUCUUUCCAAAGCAUUUUUUGUCUGCUUUUUCACUCUAAAUAUCAUGGAAUAACUUCUCUCAUAUUCUUUCUUUCUUCCCAUUUUUUGCACUGAUAAUGGCUUUUUCUGUCUUCUUCUCAGAUUUUGCAGUUUCUUUGUAAGAACGCCUCAACCCCAAUCUGUGGGCUUUAUUUACUAGUACCAAAGAUCAUGAAACCGAACGAACCUCUCUGGUUCUUCUGCUUUUUAAAGUUUUCUUUUGGAACCAGAAUAUAUCCCUGGUAGCUAAACAGAAUGCUUGCUUUUCUCGGUACUCAAGGCUUUUCCUUCCUACUCUUCUUCUAUUCUCCUUCUUGAUUGUUCAGUUUGAGUGGCAGUCUGCCAAACGUUGGCUCAAAAAGAAAAAGAGCAAGUACCCUGUUUUUCGAGAAAUUAAUUAUGCUUUAGAUGGUCAAAAGGCCAGGUUUCUUCUAUUCUUGGGAAGGCCAGCACUAGUUAUGAUUCUCAGUGGCCGAAACAAAGGGAGAAAGGUUGGAUUCUGACGAUGAGGAGGAGGCAAACAAUCACUCUCCCUCUAGCCUGAAUUUCUCAUCGCUGUCGCCAGGAUGGUGUUGGAUUUAUUGGUAAUCGGAUGUCAAUAAUUCACCUUCCAAAUUCUGAUUUCCUAGAUACUAGAGAUCCUCACUUGUGUCAUAUUGCAAUUAGGCCCCUCAACAAUCCCAGAAUGGCCACGCACCCACUUCUUCUCUCCCUUUUCUGGGUCUUGUUUUCUACUCUUUUCCCGCCUUCUUUGUCCCUCACCGUUGAAACCCAAGCCCUUCUUGACUUCAAAAACAAGCUCAAAGACCCUUUGAACGUUUUAGAUUCCUGGAAAGAAUCAGAGUCUCCGUGCAGAUUCUUUGGAGUUAGUUGUGAUCCAGUUUCAGGCAAGGUGACAGAGAUUUCUCUUGGUAACAAAUCCCUGUCGGGCGAAGUUUCCCCUUCCAUUUCAGUGCUUCACAGUCUUACCAAGCUCUAUUUGCCUCAGAAUGCCAUUUCUGGGAAAAUUCCUGCCCAACUAAACGAGUGUACCAACCUCAUAGUUUUGAACCUGACAUGGAAUAAAAUGGUGGGAAUCAUACCGGAUCUUUCUGGACUUAAAAAAUUGGAGUUUCUUGAUUUGACAUUUAACUUCUUUUCAGGCAAGUUUCCGAGUUGGGUAGGGAACUUAACUGAACUGCGUUCUCUUGGUUUAGCGGAUAACAAUUAUGAUGAGGGUGAAAUUCCAGAGACUAUUGGGAAUUUGAAGAACUUGACUUGGCUAUUUCUGGCCAUGUCCAACCUGAGAGGACAGAUUCCGGCGUCUAUAUUUGAGCUUAAGGCCUUACAGACAUUGGAUAUUUCUCGGAACAAAAUUUCUGGGGAUUUCCCGCAGUCGAUUUCCAAAUUGAAAAAUCUUACCAAGAUUGAGCUGUUUAUGAACAAUUUGACUGGCGAGUUGCCACCAGGGAUAGCAGAUCUUACUCUCUUGCAAGAAAUUGAUAUCUCCGGGAAUCAAAUGCAGGGGACGUUACCGGAAGGGAUUGGAAACCUGAAGAAUUUGGUGGUCUUUCAAUGUUAUAAUAACAAAUAUUCUGGAGAGAUCCCAGCUGGGUUUGGAGAUAUGCGUCAUCUUAUUGGGUUCUCAAUCUAUAGAAACAAUUUUUCUGGGGAAUUUCCUGCGAAUUUUGGCCGAUUCUCACCAUUGGACAGUUUUGACAUAUCGGAGAAUCAAUUUACAGGUGACUUUCCCAGGUUCUUGUGUGAAAGCAGAAAGCUUAGGCUCUUACUGGCUCUUGAGAACAACUUUUCAGGGGAGUUUCCGGAUACGUAUGUUGACUGCAAAUCACUGGAAAGGUUCAGGAUCAACAAGAACGGUCUUUCUGGGAAGAUUCCGGAUGGACUAUGGGCGCUUCCAUAUGUCAGAAUGAUUGACUUUGGUGAUAAUGACUUUACUGGAGGGAUAUCCCCCAGCAUUGGAUUUUCCAUCAGCUUAAAUCAAUUGGUUUUGCGAAACAAUAGAUUUUCAAGUAACCUUCCAUCAGAACUUGGAAAGUUGACAAACUUAGAGAGGCUUCUUUUGAAUAACAAUAACUUCUCUGGCAAUCUACCUGCUGAGAUUGGUUCUUUGAAGCUGUUAUCCUCCUUGUAUCUUGAGCAAAACAGGCUAACUGGAUCAAUACCAGAGGAACUAGGUGAUUGUGUUAGGUUGGUGUACUUGAACCUUGCUGAUAAUGAUUUGAGUGGUAAUAUCCCGCAAACAGUUGCACUCAUGAGCUCUUUGAACUCUUUGAACCUUUCGGGAAACAAACUUAGUGGUUCAAUUCCAAAAAAUCUAGAAAAAUUGAAGCUAAGUUCCAUAGAUUUGUCUGCGAACCAGUUGUCAGGAAGUGUUCCUUAUGAUCUUUUGACCAUUGGUGGAGACAAAGCGUUUCUUGGGAAUAGAGAACUCUGUAUUGACCAAAAUGUUAAAAGCUUUAGGAAUGAUACUGUGCUAAAUGUCUGCAAGGAAAAGCAGGGACAGAAAAGGGUGCUCAGAGGUAAAUUGGUUUUUUUCAUCACCAUAGCAGUUGCUUUGCUUCUUGUUCUAGCUGGGCUAUUGCUUGUAAGUUACAAGAACUUCAAGCUUAGUGAAGCUGACACGGAAAACAGUUUAGAAGGUGAGAAGGGUGUAGAUCCAAAAUGGAAACUUGCAUCUUUUCACCAAAUGGAUAUUGAUGCAGAUGAAAUAUGUAAUCUGGACGAAGAGAAUCUGAUUGGAAGUGGCAGUACGGGAAGAGUUUAUCGCCUGGAUUUGAAGAAAAAGGGUGCUGUGGUUGCUGUAAAGCGACUAUGGAAAGGGGAUGGUCUGAAUGUUUUGGCAGCAGAGAUGGAAAUUUUGGGGAAAAUCAGGCACCGAAAUAUACUGAAGCUCUAUGCUUGUCUGAUGAAAGCAGGGUCGAGCUUUUUGGUGUUUGAGUACAUGGCAAAUGGUAACGUGUUUCAAGCUCUCCGCAGAGAGAAAAAGGGUGGGCAGCCAGAAUUGGACUGGUACCAGAGAUAUAAAAUUGCCUUAGGAGCUGCAAAGGGAAUUUCUUAUCUGCAUCAUGAUUGCUCCCCUCCUAUCAUUCAUAGGGAUAUAAAAUCGGGCAACAUUUUGCUCGAUGAGGAUUAUGAACCAAAAAUUGCUGAUUUUGGGGUUGCAAAGAUUGCAGAAAAAUCUCCCAAGGGAUCUGAGUACAGCUGUUUUGCUGGCACCCAUGGCUAUUUUGCUCCUGAGCUGGCAUAUACACCAAAAGUCACUGAGAAGAGUGAUGUCUAUAGCUUUGGGGUGGUGCUACUAGAAUUAGUGACUGGUAGAGGACCUGUCGAAGAGGAGUAUGGAGAAGGCAAAGAUAUCGUUUAUUGGGUGUUAACUCAUCUCAACAACCUUGAAAGUGUACUCAAGGUUCUUGACAAUGAAGUGGCCUCUGAAACUGUCCGAGAUGACAUGAUUAAAGUAUUGAAGGUUGGUAUCCUCUGCACAGCCAAGCUUCCAAGUUCGCGCCCUACUAUGAGAGAAGUGGUCAAGAUGCUUAUUGAUGCUGAACCUUGCACUUUCAUGUCUCCAGAUACCCAACCUGACAAAAUUGUUAAGGGUUUUCUCUAGUUAGUUUCUCUGUUUGUGCAACAUAUCUAUCAGGGUUCAAACUCUGAUGGAAAAAGUUCUAUUAAAUAUAUGAAAGUCUUGUAUUUACCACCAGGCUUUAGGUGUUCAACCAAGUUGAAGCUUUGAUACACUAGAUGGGGGUUCUAGAAAUCAUUUUGUCGGAAAGCCUAUAUAGCUUUUGUGCAUAAUUCAAACAUAUUUUUGAUUUAUGACU
Molecule: messenger RNA, 3932 nt
Organism: Theobroma cacao (cacao)
Lineage: Eukaryota; Viridiplantae; Streptophyta; Magnoliopsida; Malvales; Malvaceae
Product: Leucine-rich receptor-like protein kinase family protein
Biological process (GO): protein phosphorylation
Molecular function (GO): protein kinase activity; ATP binding; receptor serine/threonine kinase binding
Source: RefSeq, a predicted model, not a curated record